Cryptotermes secundus is the source of this 5680-nucleotide messenger RNA. RefSeq names its product MICAL-like protein 1 (gene MICAL-like). The transcript is spliced from 11 exons. Lineage: Eukaryota; Metazoa; Arthropoda; Insecta; Blattodea; Kalotermitidae. Gene Ontology annotation, molecular function: protein binding. The record is from RefSeq and is a predicted model, not a curated record. The coding region runs from base 559 to 4023 and encodes 1154 amino acids.
AGUGGCGCUGGAGGUGUAUGCGGAUGUAUGGAGUUAUUUUGUGAGCUAUAAGCAAGUUUUUGUUGCAAGUUGCAAGUGAUACAUUUGCAUGUUCUGAAGACAGGUUGUAAUAAUUAUUCGCAGUGCGCUUGCAAACAGUUUGUUACUCAUUACAGAAUACUGAUAUGACGUUACAGAACUUUCGUGUUCACACCGCUAGCCGCGAAUCUGUUGCAAGCCUAAGUCUUUUCUAAUUAAAUCCUGCACCGUAUCGUUUCUCUCAUUAAUUGCGAAUCGAGUUGUUAAUACCUACCGGUACAUAAAACUGAUUAUUACUGUAUGCGCUAAGACGUUAUCAUGGCGACUGACAUUAGCUGAAGGUAGUUGGUUUUCGUGUUGGCGUGUGACCUGACAUUUUUCAAUUGAGCAAAUUAAAAUGCUGAUAUAAGAAUUUAGUUGCAAGUGUAUAUGUGGUUUUCGUUACUGGUAUUAGACAUAUUGAUGAAAAAUUAAAACAGAACAGCGUAGUUUCAGACGUCGCGGCUUUCGUAUUCGUUUUCAGACUGAAGACACGCAAGAAUGGGUGAGAAACGGGGAAUGAAAGCUCUGGAAGCGUGGUGCAAGAAGGUGACAGAUGGGUACCGAGGAGUAAAAAUUGACAACAUGACAACUUGUUGGAGGGAUGGUCUAGCCUUUUGUGCCAUCAUACAUCAUUUCAGACCAGAUCUUAUUGACUUUGAUACUCUUGAAAAGAAUGAUAUCUAUCGUAACAACGAGUUGGCAUUUCGGACGGCAGAACAUCACCUUGGGAUACCUGCUCUUCUGGAUGCUGAGGAUAUGGUGGAAUAUGAAGUUCCAGACCGCCUGUCCAUCUUAACUUAUCUUUCACAGUUCUAUCAAACAUUCACUGGCAGUCGACAAGGAUCUUCACCUACAAGGACAUUAUCAAAGAGGCCGGUAUCAGCAUCUGAGCAAGGAAUAUUGUCUCCUGUGUCAGAAAGUCCUCCCAGCAAAGUGGCUGAACGAUUAGGGCGUAGGGAACCAUGUGCAAAGUGUGGACUUCCUGUAUUCAUAGCAGAACGUCUUUUAGUGAGUGGUCGCACACUUUACCACCGCACAUGUUUCCGUUGUGCCCGUUGCCAGAACCAACUCAGUCUUGUCAACUUCUAUGAAACAGAAGGGGGAGACUACUGUUGCGAAACCUGUCCAGAUGAGGUCCUUGACUCAUCCAACCAUGAAGAAAAAUCUCAAGUUGCUAGUCAAAAUGACCAGAGUAACCUUGACAUGAUAGGACAUGCAGGUCCAGAAGAUGAGUACAGUGCAGAAUUUGAAUUGGCCUUAGAGAAAUCGGCAGUGCCACUUAUCAGUGAGGUCAAAGAACAACCAGAAUUAAAAUUUUCUAAAGCUCGUUCCGAUUUUAUGAGUAGUCAGCUGACCGUCCCAGAGUCACAAGGCUCGGAAGAAAUAAGUAGUGUUAGUAAUAAUGAGGAAACAUUGCCACAGCCUCAGAAGCAAGGUAUUGAUAACAGUAAAGAGAAUGGGUGUUCGUUAUCCUUGCAAUACAGUGCACUAGAGAGGCAGACUGUUCACUCUUCUUCAAACACAAGUUCCUUAAACAAUGUAGAUAAAUCAAGAAGCAGAGUGAGUAGUGAAUGUAGUUUUGUAAAUAUUGACAGUACCCUGCCACUGGACAGUGGUGUUGCAAAGUGUUCUUCUAGAAAAUCAGAUACUUCUAGUGUUGUUGGAGAUGGUUUAUUCUCAGGAAAUAGUGUUCCUUUCAAAGUUAGUUCAACUAGUUUAAAUAGUGUUGGUGGUGAUAAACAGCUUGAAGUUAGAAAUGAUAGUGUGGCCCUGGAGGAUCACAAUAAAGACCUGAACUCGUCUGGAGACCUGUCAUCCUCCAUAGUCAAGUUGAGGUUAAAAAUGUUUGAAAAGAGCGGUAAUGCAGAAGAAAAUACUAAAGCAUUAAAGACGAGAUCCAAUAACAUAUCUGCUCUCUACCAAAAGGAUGAGACCAGUUCAGCUUCGUUAGAUAUGUUUAUCACUAGAUCUACAUCUGUUGAGUCCAAAGACAGAGUCUUUGUCGUUGAAGAAGGUAAGGUUGAAAAGCAAGAGGAUCAAAAUGGACAAGAAAAGUUAGUUCAUAAAAUUGAUAUUUCCAAAGAGGAAAGCGGGUUUGAAACUAAUGAGAGCAUCGAUGUUGGACUAGCUUUGAAGAAGGAAUCUCAGUCACAUAUCGAUGACUCAGUUGAACAUAUGAAUUCUGGGGACAGAAUGGUAAGAGAAAAGUCAUCUAGUAUAAGUGACAUACAGGAGACAGAUAAAAGUGACAUUCCAAAAGACACAGGUCCCAUCAAAGUCAUAGAAUCUGAUGAUAUUCAGACAAAUUUUGCCUUGCCAAAAAGCAAGUCAGCCAAGCAGAACAAUGAUUGUACAUAUCCCAGUGAACUUAAUCCAUUUGGGGAUGAUGAUGAUGACAGCAGUAUUACUGAACAGGCAAAUGAACGAAGUGUUGUAUGUAAGCCAUCUGUAUCAAAAGUGGCACAAGAAAUGAAUCCAUUUGGGUCCAGUGAUGAAGAAGAGAUGCGGAUUAUGGUGGAGCCUCCUACACCACCUGUUCCUGUUGCCAGAACUAAAAGAAAGAUAGUACUAGAAGCCCCAAAAGUGAACCUGAACCCUUUUUGGAGUGAUGGAGAGGAGCCAAGCAGUGGGGAUGAAAAUACAGGGUCCACAUGUAGCACAUCAGAGAAACUUCCUGUACCCCGGCCUAGGACUGUCAUGGGCGUCACUCCUGAGCCUUGUCCAGUGCCCCGCAAAUCAUUGCAGACAAACAGCAGUGACAAGUUUGGGUCAGUAUCAUCAUUGUCAAGCCUCAGUUCAGCUGGUGGAACAUCGAACAGAAAGAAAAAGAAGCCUGCACCAGCUCCACCAAGGGCUCAGGACGUGUUUUCAGAAACAAUAACUGCCCCAUCUGAUAACUCAUCCAGGGCCUCAUCCCCAUGUCCCAGCUCGAGAUAUUCACCUUCUCCAAAAGCUACUCCUCACCAUCGUAAGUCUCGUCCAGCCCCUCUUCCACCUGCAGCAACACAAGGGAGUACUGUACUCUCAUUUGCUGAGGCUAAACUUGUGGUUGCAAAGCUAGAAGAUUCACCAUCUAAUUCUUUGCAGUGGGAACGUGAAAAGAAUAAAAAGGAUGUGACAAAUCGCAACCGACAGAGUCAAAUUUCGGACACAUUUAGUUUUGGUCCCAUGUCACCAAGUGAACAGCAGUUGGUCUUUGGGCCCAACAAGAGUACGUAUGGUCAGUGGAAGAGGAAAAAAGGGCCAGCACCACCACGGCCCGUACCGCAGCGCAGACAGAUAAAGGCCAUUCCAAUGAAGGAAGUGAAGAGAGAGUUAGAGGAUAUUGAGGUGCAGCAGCAGGAGUUGGAGCGACAGGGAGUGACACUGGAGAAAACCAUUCGUGAUAAAUUUGAUCAGGCUCCAAACAGUAAUGAUGAUUCCAGUAUGACUCCUGAUGUCGAAGAUUUAGUGUUGCAGCUGUUUGAAUUGGUUAAUGAAAAGAAUGAAUUGUUCCGCCGGCAGGCAGAACUCAUGUACUUGCGUCGCCAGCAGCGUUUGGAAGAGGAGCAUGCAGAUUUGGAAUACCAGAUUCGUUGCUUGAUGGAUGUGCCUGAACAUACAAAAACAGAUUCUGAUAAAACUCGUGAGGAGGAGUUAAUCCAGCGCCUAGUGGAGGUGGUUGAACGUCGUAAUGAAAUUGUUGAAUGUCUUGAGAUGGACAGGAUACGUGAGGCAGAAGAGGAUCGUAGCAUACAUUCACGGCUUGGGAUGUUCUCUAAAGGGAAGAUUUCAUGCCAAGAAGAAGUUACUUAUUCAGAUUCUUAUUAUGGAAAGAUGAAGAAAAAGAAAAAAGACAAAGAGAAACAUACUAAAAAGAAAACUUUGAAAUCUGGGCUUGAUGUGGACAAGGACAUCGAUGAGCGAGAAGAAGCAGUACCGAAACAUGCCAAAGAGAAGAAGUCAAAGAGAAAAUGGUUCUGAGCACCAUACUGAAAGGUUUUUUCUGUGCUUGGGGCCAGUACACAUAUGUUAGUCCCAAACAGUUCCUUUGUCCAGAAUAGUCCAGAAUAACGUAACUUGUGCAGUGGUCAUGAACGAUAGCUUGAGAAGCAUAUGCAAGGAGAUGACUGUGGUAUACUUUAAAGCGCUAGCACAGCAUUUCUAACAUGUGGAUGAAGAAAGUUACACAGUAAGGAGCUUCAUAAUAUGUUCACUUCCCCUAAUAAUGUUAAUGUGAUUAAAUCUAGGUGUAAGGAAUGAGUAGAACAUCUAGCACAUAGAAGGGGAACAGAGAAAUGCAUGCAGAAUUUGGGUUGGCAAACUUGAAAGGAAGAGACCAGUUGACAACUAGGUGUACAUGUUGUAAAUAUAGUAAAAUUCAAUGUACAUACAUUUCUUUGUUGUCACCUGCUUGAUGUAUAUAGAGGCUUCAGCCCUACAUCAUCUAAGAGAAUCUUGCCUUUGAGUGGUACUAGCCAAAGUACCUGAAAAUCCAUUCCAACAUUGCAUUUCUUGCACUUUGUGAGGAUGCUUCUUCUCCCAUGUGCAGAACAGACAUGACAGUUCAUUCUCUUGGCUGAAGUGGUAGGCCAGUGAUGUAAACUGGCUUCCUCUAAUCAAGAUAUUGUAGUUGACAGAGCAGGGAGUCAACUUAUGGGGCACUGUGGACGAGGAGGGCCCCUUGGAGCAUGUUUCACACAAGGGCAGGAAGAAAGUCUCGAUGUGACAGUUUCACACAACAGGAUAAAACUGUUUAGAAUCAUCAGGUUCAGUAAAUGUAAUAUAGAAUCUGUAUCCACUUCCAGGUCCGACAACUGAUGGAACAGGUGUUUGUCAUUCUGUCCACUUUGUCAGUAUAUCCUGUGUUCUUGUUACAGCUCAUUGCAGUUGCUGGUUUUAUGGCAUUUCCAUGUUCAUCACAAAAAUUUCAUCCUGCUGGUGGACUGUGCAUGUUCGCCAUGACAUUUGCUGAUAUGAAGUGCAUGCACAUCAUUGCCGUUCUCAGUACAUAUGAAUUUCAGAAUUUCAGUUUCAUCAGAAUGUUUAGAAGAAGAUAAAACUGAAAAGCAACUUAUGUGGGAUUCAAAUUCUGAUUGCUUUACUGAAGAUGAAGCGAACAGUGCACAUGACAGAUGCUACAAAGACAAAAGAGUGCAAGAAACCUCAUCAGCCACUACCAAUACAGCCACCACCAUGGGGUUAUGAAUAUUUUUUCAAUGGAGCAGUGGGGAUAAAUCUCAACAAAGCUCCACAAGUGAAUAAGGAUUACACAAGACUCUUUGUUCUCAUAUUGCAUUUCACAGGUAUCAUCCAUCUGCUGGUGGGACUAACAGAUAUUAUCACCAGUACCUGAACACACUUGAAGACGGAUCAUCCCCCCUCCCCGACAUGACCAACUCAGAGAUGUUUCUGUUUCUAGGGAUCAUUAUUCAAAUGGGACAUGACAUUAGAGAUAGAGAAUAAGGGACUGUUGGGUGACUGCUGAAUAAUUUUUGACCUUUCUAGAGUAACACAAUGAAGUGCGACAGAUUUCUUUUUCUUUGCCUCCUUCGCUUUACGGACAACAUUUAACCUCUUUGGUCCAGCAUUGCUGGGCGCCACUUCUCUUUAACCGCUCUUUGCUGCCCACUGCUGGGAG